Messenger RNA from Rana temporaria (common frog), 921 nucleotides. RefSeq names its product olfactory receptor 51E1-like. Gene Ontology annotation, biological process: G protein-coupled receptor signaling pathway. The transcript has a single exon. Gene Ontology annotation, molecular function: olfactory receptor activity. Lineage: Eukaryota; Metazoa; Chordata; Amphibia; Anura; Ranidae. Gene Ontology annotation, cellular component: membrane. The coding region runs from base 34 to 921 and encodes 295 amino acids. The record is from RefSeq and is a predicted model, not a curated record.
UACACCAAUUUUAUCCUUUUGGGGCUUGUCAAAAUGGAAUCAUUUAGAUUCUUAUACGCUAUACUUGCUUUUUCAGUAUAUUCAACAUCAUUAUUUGUGAGUUUAAUGAUUGUCUACGUAACCUGGACGGAGGAAAGUUUGCAUGAACCGAUGUACAUCUUUAUAUGCGGAUUGGCCUUCAACGUGAUGUUCGGAAGUUCGGCUUACCUCCCCAAGCUACUGAUUGACUUAUUUUCUAAAAAUUCAACUAUUUCUCUCUCCGGAUGUCUACUGCAGGCCUACCUCAUCCAGUCUCACGCAGCUGCUGAAACGUUUACUUUCGCCGCUAUAGUGUAUGACCGAUAUUUGGCGGUGGCUCACCCUCUGAGGUACCCCACUCUGAUGACAAACUUGACGAGUCAAAAGCUACUACUUGCCAUCUGGGUUGUAGUUCUUACGGGAGUAUGUGGGGUUGUAUUGUUAACGGCAAGGCUGACCUUUUGCGGGGUAGAUAUCAACAAUGUCUACUGUGAGACCAUGUCCCUCCUGCAGCUUUCUUGUGGAGAUAUCUCAGGUAAUAAUAUCUAUGGAUUGAUGUGGACUGCGUUCAUUCUGAGUACUUCCAUGCUUGUGAUCAUAUAUUGUUACAUAAGGACGAUUGCGGUCUGUCUCAAACUUCCUGGGGAAGCCUCUCAGAAAGCCGCCCAAACGUUGGUGACUCAUGUUAUUGCCUUUUCCAUUUUCAUGGUUGGAACUCUGUUUAUUACUUUUAGGUACAGGCUAAGCCGCAUUUCUCUCUCCACCGUUGCCCAUGUUGUCAUCUCUAUGAGUGGUAUGAGUACAUCUAUUGCUGUCAACCCUCUGAUCUACGGCAUAAGGACCACGGCUCUCAGAAUAAGAAUUGCACGCAAUUUGCAGAAUGUCUUUUCAAAUUCAAAAUAA